GCGCCGGCCCGGGCAUGGCAGCGGCGCCCCGCGAGCCGCAGGGUUAGGGUGGGCCCCACAGUAAUGGCGGAGCUGGGCGAGGCCAAGCGGCCGGAGGCGGGCGAGGACUGGUGCGACAGCGGCCUGGGCUCGCUGAGCGAGGGGCAGCUCAGCCAGAUCCAGGAUGGCCUGCGGGCCCCCCCGCACCCCCCCGCGACCUCUGACCCCUGCCCCGGCGGGCGCCCUGUGACCUCUGACCCCGGCGGGCCCCGGACCCCCGACGCCUGCGGGUCGGGCUGCGAGCGCCUGGACUCCGCCCUGGGCGACUCGCUGGGCGAGGAGGAAGCCGGCUGGGGGCGGCCGUGGAGGGCGGAUGGGGGCGGUCACCCAGGGCGGAGGCGUCGCUCGGGAGCUGCGGCCGGGCUGGGAGGCGCCGCGGUGGCCCGGGCCUGGCUGCACCACGUCCUGGGCUUCGUGAGCGAGGACGGGGACACAGCCCUCCACCUGGCUGUGAUUCAUGAGCAUGAGGCCUUCCUGGAUUCUAUCCUGCAGUACACGGCCGGGACGGAAUACUUGGAUCUGCAGAACGACCUGGGCCAGACGGCACUGCACAUUGCAGUUAUCCUCGGCGCCUCCAACUUUGUCCGCAAGCUGAUGGCAGCCGGGGCGGGGCUCUGCAUGCAGGAGAAAGCUGGCCACACAGCGCUGCACCUGGCAUGCCGGGAGGGCUGGCGGGACUGUGCACAGUGGCUCCUGGCAUCGCUGAGCGGGCACAGGGCUGGCGAGGGGAAUGACGCCUGCGCUCAGUUGGACUGCACCAAUUAUGAUGGUUACACGCCGCUGCAUGUGGCUGUCCUGCGGAAGGACCUCGACGUGGUCAAGCUCCUUGUGGGUGCCGGAGCCGAUCUCAACAAGGCGGAGCUGAGCUGUGGGCGGAGUCCCCUCCACUUGGCGGUGGAGUCGCAGAGCCCGGAAGUCGUGGAGUGCCUGCUGCGCGCCGGAGCGGACCCGCGGGCCCGGAUGUAUGUUGGUUACACCCCCAUCUAUAGCGCCGUGCACCGGCCCAACCAAAAGAUCUUGCAACUGCUCCGGGAGUUCGGCUCGGAGGAGCCCGACUGGGAUUCGGAGGAAAGCCUGGCUGACAGCAGUGACGAGGAAUAUGACGACAUCGUUAUCAACAGUGGACACUAUAAGAACUGACGGGGCCGGGCCGGCAUCGCCUGCAGCGUGAGCCGUUACCCAUCUCCAUAAAAGACUCGCAUGCUGCUCUGCCGCUGUGGGAAUAAAUUUGGCAGUGGCUCAGUCUCUCCGUUCCCAGCUAGUUCCAACUAUUUAUCCAAAAGCUGCGGUCUCUGACAAAACUCAGUGUAAAGCUCCCGCUGCUUGGAACCGAUAGCCAAAGUUCACCAGAGCAUUGAUCUAAUCCGUUUAUUUCCCCCCUCACUUGUUCGUUUUCUUCUGUGUUUUAGUGUAGUCAGUUUAUAUUGAGUUAUUUUGAUUACGUUAAAAUAAAAUGGUAUUUCGGCACCUGCUGCUCGUUGCAGUCGCAGCUGGGCUGGAUCGUCAGCUGGA
This is a messenger RNA of Chelonoidis abingdonii (Abingdon island giant tortoise), 1551 nucleotides long. It is a transcript of the gene NFKBIB, whose product is annotated as NFKB inhibitor beta. Gene Ontology annotation, biological process: cellular response to lipopolysaccharide. NCBI's taxonomy places the organism in Eukaryota, Metazoa, Chordata, Testudines, Testudinidae. Gene Ontology annotation, molecular function: protein binding. The record is from RefSeq and is a predicted model, not a curated record.